AUGGAGGCUGUCAUGGUGAAACACAACCUCGGCAACGACGCCUCCAAGGUCACAGCUAAGAUGCUCUCAGACGCUUACAAAAAGAGCGGGGACUCACCGCCCAGCAACCCGACUCUUUGUAGCUACAAGAGGCUCGUGAUUGGGCUCAAGGCUCCUGCGUUUGCGGCAUUGAAGGCGGUGUCGGAAAGCGAGGAGAAGGGCGUGGAUAUCGGAUGCUUGUCGAAGAGUCUCCUCGACUGCGACGCUGUUCUCAAGUUCCCUCCCGGACGCGAGUUCGAGCAGUCUCUCCUCAUCCACAUCCUUGCGAGGUUUAAGACCAACGAACCGGGGCACAAGAUGCCUGCCAAGACCGACCUUCCCAAGCUGAAGCAACGGGCGCUCGACGCUGGAGAGUACUUCCAGCUCGUGACAUCCGUCAUCCCGUACGAAAGCUGGACUUCUCCUUUCCACAAGUCGUUUUACUCGUUGGUGUACGGCAAGCACACCGACUGGGAGACUUGGGGGAAAGGUCACAUGACAGUGAGGGACGACCACGUGGAGCACCGGGCUGGCAUGUUGAAGAAGAAUCACAAACUGUCCGAGGAGCAUGUCCGGAUCAUCAAGUCUCAGCUUCCCUCCAAGCUGGCUCAGGUUGCCAAGAAGAGUCCGGACAUGCAGCCUUUUGUUGACACCUGGGACAAGAAGAUGGCUGAGGUGGAUGUUUUCGUGGAACAGCACAAGGCUUCCGCUGACAGCUCGUCGUCAUCUAGUUCUUCGCCAGAGUCCUCCGACGACGAUGACUCGCCUGAGCUUCGCCCUUGCGGCGUGUGCAAGCCCCCUCCCGAUGAAGGGUCCAAGUGCUCGAGCUGCAACACCUUACAUCUCGAGACGUGCGCCGUCAUCAACAAAGGCCCCGGCACGGAUCUCGAGUGCAAGGACUGCCCGGACUCAAGACUCAUCAGAUGA
Molecule: messenger RNA, 945 nt
Organism: Ectocarpus siliculosus
Lineage: Eukaryota; Phaeophyceae; Ectocarpales; Ectocarpaceae
Source: the annotation of a GenBank genome assembly